Acaulospora morrowiae is the source of this 406-nucleotide messenger RNA. Lineage: Eukaryota; Fungi; Glomeromycota; Glomeromycetes; Diversisporales; Acaulosporaceae. The record is from the annotation of a GenBank genome assembly.
AUGCAAAAUACAAUUUCUAAUAUUUGGUGCAAUAAAGAUAAAUGGCUUUCUAUCAAUGAUAAUACACCUUUAUCUAAGAAAAAGAAAAUCCGACCCUUAUCCUAUCCCCAAAUUGAAUCUGCAUUAGCUAUCUGGCUUAAUAUAGCAGUUAACAACCAUAUUACUAUCACUACUGAUGUUUUUAAGCAGAAAGCAAAGGAUUUUGCUGUUCACUUUGACAUUAAUUAUUUUACAGGGUCAGCUGGCUGGAUCUCAGGUUUUAAACAUCGUUAUAAUAUACAGUCAUACUUAAAAUCUGGUGAAGGGGACAGUGCUUCUCAAAAAAGUCUCGAAGAAGAAUGUGCAAAGUUGCAUGAUAUAAUAAGUAAUUAUGAUCAUCAAGAUAUAUUCAAUUGCGACGAAACUG